GCCAGUUGCUGGAGCUGGCGGCGCGGCCCGGGCGGCUGCGCGAGCGCGUGCUAGAGCUGGCCCGCGGUGGUGGCGACCCCUACAGCGAUCUCAGCAAGGGCGUGCUGCGCUGCCGGACCGUGGAGGACGUGCUCACGCCGCUCGAGGACUGCUUCAUGCUGGAUGCCAGCGCCGUGCUGGACUUCGGCGUCCUGGCCAGCAUCAUGCAGAGCGGCCACACGCGCAUCCCAGUGUACGAGGAGGAGCGCUCCAACAUCGUGGACAUGCUCUACCUCAAGGACUUGGCCUUCGUGGAUCCCGAAGACUGCACCCCGCUCAGCACCAUCACCCGCUUCUACAACCAUCCGCUCCACUUCGUCUUCAACGACACCAAGCUGGACGCUGUCCUGGAGGAGUUCAAACGAG
Molecule: messenger RNA, 405 nt
Organism: Leptonychotes weddellii (Weddell seal)
Lineage: Eukaryota; Metazoa; Chordata; Mammalia; Carnivora; Phocidae
Source: RefSeq, a predicted model, not a curated record